UCUUGUGACCAAAACUUAAACACAGGAAAAGCAGGAAAGUAACAGAUAUUUUAAUUUUAUACUUGAUCUACGAUUGAAUCAAGAUGGAUGCCGACGGAUUGCCCCUUGUAGGACCAGGAGUUGAUUUGACUAAGGUUGGUGCUAUACACUCCAAGCGAAUGCUAGCCUUCCUCAACCACUUUAUCAUACACACCACCAGGUUCCUCAACAAGUUCUCUUGCGUUUGUGAAACGAAAUUAUCAGAUAUUACGACUCGUAUCCAGAGGCUGGAAACCACAGUCAACAUAUUGGAAGCAAAGCUUGCAUCCAUCCCUGGCUUAGAGAAUGUCACCUUGGAGACUACCCCGCCUCCAGCUGCUCCUGAGCCAUCUAACCUCCCCGCCCUACCGUCAUCGGAACCUGCAGAUGGAUCCGGUAUACCAGCGAUUGAGGCCACACCAGAACCAGCGCCUGCCGUCAUGACCGUAUCUCAAGAUCCAAGAUAUAUUAAAUACUUCAAGAUGAUCAAUAUGGGUGUUCCUGUAGACGCCCUCAAGCAGAGGGUACUCCUGGACUGCUUGGAUCCUGCUUAUCUUGACACACCCAAUGCUCCUGCUCCGCCCGUCAACCAAGAAUCCGACUCAGAUGACUUCAGCAGCCAAGAUAACAGUUCUGAUGACGACUUCAGUGAUUAGAUAAAAAGGAGAUGUAGAUGGAGAGAUGGAGAGACAGAGGGGUAGAUAUUGAUGGGGAGAAGGAUGGAUGGAGACAGCGAGGGAGAAAACAAGAUAGUAACAUUGGAUAUUCUAUCAUCAAAGUUCAUCUGUUUUGGUAAUAUGGUCAUAUUCCAUGGGCACAUAUCUGUGGCGCAGGGUGCUCAAGAUGCUCCAAUGUUACCCCAGUGCUAGCUUGGCUAUGACUUUGUUCACAGCACUCAAAACAUAACUUUCUACCGGUACCCAUUCAACACCAUGGUGGAGAGUGACAAAUGUUUAGUGCUGUUUUGCCAAAGGACACUUAGUAAAGAAAUAGAAGGAGAAAGCAUGAUGGAGAGAGAGGAAUGACGAAAGACCUGGGAGUGUUUCACAAAGACUAAGAUCGACUUCAAUUUGGACUUAACUAUGGCGGGUCAUUUAUACCACUGUUUGCUAUCGCCAUUUACUUGCAUUGGUCUCUCAAGGGAUGUACAAAUCAUGGUCACAAAUCUACUGCAUUUACAUUUCUUAAUAAUUCGUUAAUAAAGGAAUUUUUUAAAAUCUAAAGAUCAUAAUUGAGAGACCAAUGGUGAGAGCAACCAGUGGCAUGAAUGGCCUGCCACAGUAAAGUCCAACUUAAAGUCGAUCUUAGUCUUUGUGAAACACCUCCAGAAGAUGACAUGAUGAUGAUCUUUGGUGCAUUCGUUUCAGUUUAUUUUUAAUGAUGAUCAAAAGCGGGGUCUUGAUGUAUUAUUUGACCACCUACUGAUGAGCACUAAAAUGAUAUUCUACAACUGCUGGAGUCUUUUGUAAUGCGCGUGGUCAUCAUAUUCUGUCUUCUGACCUAUCACCAUCUCAAGGGACUGCUGUGAUUAUCUUACAAUAAAUACCAUCCCUCUCCUACAUAUUUCAGAACAACCAAACGAUAUGUAUUGGUUAUGCUACUAGAUG
Strongylocentrotus purpuratus (purple sea urchin) is the source of this 1625-nucleotide messenger RNA. Its product is annotated as WASH complex subunit 3-like. Lineage: Eukaryota; Metazoa; Echinodermata; Echinoidea; Camarodonta; Strongylocentrotidae. Gene Ontology annotation, cellular component: WASH complex. The coding region runs from base 84 to 674 and encodes 196 amino acids. The transcript is spliced from 7 exons. The record is from RefSeq and is a predicted model, not a curated record. Gene Ontology annotation, biological process: exocytosis; actin filament polymerization.